CAUAAACUGUCGGCCAAAAUGCAAACUCGCAUACACAAUCCCAUCGUUACACGUGCGCAGGCAGCCUAUACCUUGCAAAACCAGAAAUGGCAACCCCUCUCAUUCUCGACGGUGGCAUGUCGCGCGAACUCAUGCGUUUGAAUGCGCCAUUUCGACAACCCGAAUGGUCAGCCCUUGCGCUCAUCGAAGCUCCACACCUGGUGAAACAAGUCCAUCACGACUUCAUCGCAGCCGGAGCCGACAUCAUCACCACAAACUCAUACGCACUUGUCCCCUUUCACAUUGGCGAAGAGCGCUUCUGGAAACAAGGUGCCGAGCUCGCCGUUCUUGCGGGUCGCUUGGCACGUGAAGCAGCCGAUGCUGAGAGUACCGCAACUGGGCGCAAGAUUCUGGUUGCAGGCAGCCUGCCGCCGAUAUUUGGCUCGUACGAGCCUCAAAAGUUCGACAAUGGCCGCGUGAAGGAGUACCUUGGCGUGCUCGUUGCUUCGUUGGCGCCGUACGUGGAUGUCUGGUUGGCAGAGACGCUGAGCUUGAUCGCUGAGGCUGUCGCGGCGCGGCAGGCGACAAAGGCCACGGGAAAGCCUUUCUGGGCUGCGUUCUGCCCGGACGAUGCACAGGAUGCGAGUCCGAGUGCAGUUCGCCUCCGCUCUGGCGAGACGGUGGAGCAGGUCACACAAUGGGCAAUUGCAAGUCACAUUGAUGCAUUGCUGUUCAAUUGUGCUCGCCCGGCCUACGUGGAGGGGGCCGUCAGAAUCGCAAAGGAUACGAUGGAACGGUCCACAGAGCAAUCUCAAUGUGUACUUGGGGUCUACGCGAAUGCCUUCGCUCCUAAAUCAAACGAAUCCGCAGCCAACGAGAGCAUCUCUGCUGUGGAUGAGGCGCUCGAUCCGGAAGCAUAUGGUCAGCAUGCAGCGAAAUGGGUCUCAGACGGAGUCAGUAUCGUUGGCGGCUGUUGUGGAGUUGGCCACGAGCAUAUUCGUCAGCUAAAAGUAGUUGCGUCUUGAAAUGCGAUGUGUUAGAUGCCAAUAGCUAUGAUGUAUCUAAACUAUACGUAGUAGAUGCUCUAUAGAAAGACUACAAUGUCUUAUAGGUGUAUUAUUAUAAUAUAAAAAACAGAAUCUUAUAUUAUAAAACUAUAUAUAGCUAUUAUACAUAGCUUAUAACUUUAUAAAAUAG
Messenger RNA from Boeremia exigua, 1176 nucleotides. RefSeq names its product homocysteine/selenocysteine methylase (S-methylmethionine-dependent). The record is from RefSeq and is a predicted model, not a curated record. NCBI's taxonomy places the organism in Eukaryota, Fungi, Ascomycota, Dothideomycetes, Pleosporales, Didymellaceae. The coding region runs from base 87 to 1004 and encodes 305 amino acids. The transcript has a single exon. Gene Ontology annotation, molecular function: methyltransferase activity; zinc ion binding.